CCACAGAGAGACAAAAGAGAGCUAGGCAAAAAAUAAUGUGCUUGGGUGUGAAGUAAUGGAAAGAGAUGGUUGUCGUAGUUCUUGUUGGCGUAAAAGAGUGUGGAAAUAGAUGAAGCAGUUGAGCGUGUGCAGAGUAGAGCAGAGAAGAAAAGAAAGGACUGUUUUGCAGUCGACCGCCGAGAGUUUAACUUGGGUUUUCUGUUCAUUUUUCUUAUUUUUUCCAACGUCAAACAGCAUUCUCCUCCCCAUCUCCUCUCUGCUACUUGCUUUGCCCGCAGUUCAGUUUUCUUUUUUAUUAUUAAAUUUUCCCCCAAUAAACGCCCGCGAAAAUGCCAUAACGCCUGUGAUCGGCCAAUCUCGUAAUGGUCAUCGUCAUUCUUUGCAGCGCGGCUAACAGCUUGCGCGUACAGAGGUUAAAAAAUAGAACAAGGAAUUAAGCACUUGUCGAAUCUAUCAAACUCAUUAUUUGUUCCCCUUUUUCUCCCCACUAUUCCUUUCUCUUUUUUACUUUCAGUUUCCUACAUUU
Kickxella alabastrina is the source of this 526-nucleotide messenger RNA. RefSeq lists its product as uncharacterized. The transcript has a single exon. Lineage: Eukaryota; Fungi; Kickxellomycota; Kickxellomycetes; Kickxellales; Kickxellaceae. The record is from RefSeq and is a predicted model, not a curated record. Bases 110 to 394 code for a protein of 94 amino acids.